Messenger RNA from Penicillium robsamsonii, 1017 nucleotides. RefSeq names its product 3-dehydrosphinganine reductase (gene ksrA). Gene Ontology annotation, molecular function: 3-dehydrosphinganine reductase activity. Bases 1 to 1017 code for a protein of 338 amino acids. The transcript has 3 exons. Gene Ontology annotation, cellular component: endoplasmic reticulum membrane. Lineage: Eukaryota; Fungi; Ascomycota; Eurotiomycetes; Eurotiales; Aspergillaceae. Gene Ontology annotation, biological process: sphingolipid biosynthetic process. The record is from RefSeq and is a predicted model, not a curated record.
AUGUUUGGGCUCGGGUCCCGAAACGAGUUCAAUGUGGAGGGGCAGACCGUAGUGAUAACCGGUGGCUCCGAUGGCAUGGGCAAAGCUGUCGCACUCGAGCUAUCCGCAAAAGGCGCACACGUUAUCGUCGUUGCACGCACUGUUUCCAAGCUGCAGGCUACAGUUGAUGAGAUGAAGGCCAAAGCUGCGAAUAUCUUUAAGCAGAAGUUUCAUUAUAUCAGCGCCGAUCUCACUGAUCCCGCCGAGUGCGAAAGAAUGAUCGCAGAAGUGACAGCGUGGAAUUCUGGAGCUGCUCCCGAUGUUGUUUGGUGCUGCGCAGGCUUCUCCCGUCCAGGAUAUUUCGUCGAUGUGCCCAUCCAAGAUCACCGACAGCAAAUGGACACAAUCUAUUGGACUGCGGCCAACACAGCUCAUGCCACCCUGCGCAACUGGCUUACACCCGUUGCUCCCAGUGAACAGAUGAAAACGCCCCGGAGACAUCUCAUUUUUACCUGCUCUACUCUUGCAUUCGUUCCCAUCGCUGGCUAUUCACCAUACUCGCCUGCCAAGGCAGCCAUUCGUUCUCUAUCCGAUACUCUGAGCCAGGAAAUCGAAAUGUACAAUGGAGCCUAUACCCAACGGCACCGCAAUGAUGCCCCGGCUGCAGAUGUCAAAAUCCACACCAUUUUCCCCAUGGGGAUCCUCUCACCCGGUUAUGACAACGAGCAAAAGACCAAGCCUGAAUUGACCAAGAAACUCGAAGAGGCCGACAAGCCCCAGACACCAGCGGAGGUCGCUCAAAUCUCUGUCCGUGCCCUAGAGCGUGGGGAGUACCUGGUCACUACCAAUUUUAUUGGUGCCGUCAUGAAAGGCACUGCUCUUGGGCCCAGCCCGAAAAAUAGCAUUGUCGGUGAUACUAUGCUCAGCUGGCUCAGCAACCUGGUAUUCCUCCAGGUCAUUCCAGACCUUCGCAGCAAGGCGUUCGCUUGGGGAAAGAAAAACGGGAUCCCGAACAGUACCAGUACACCAGCUUCAUAA